This is a messenger RNA of Lecanosticta acicola, 825 nucleotides long. The record is from the annotation of a GenBank genome assembly. Lineage: Eukaryota; Fungi; Ascomycota; Dothideomycetes; Mycosphaerellales; Mycosphaerellaceae.
AUGGCACCUGGACAGACUAUCGCCGUGUACAUCCGCCGCCCCGGCGACCCAAAAGCGAUGCACAUCCUCACCAUGCCUCGCGACAAACUGUGUCGCCAUUCUCGCGCUUUCCGUGCAUUCCUCGAGAACGUUAAGGUCGAAGAUGAAAAGAACCGCGAGAUCAUUUUGCCGAAAGGCUCACCUGCGGCUCUGCGCCAUGUCCUUCAGCUCCUCCUCGUAUAUCGCGGAAAGCAGGAGCUCUACAUCAACCUCCGCGACAUGACGAUCAAGCAAUCGGUCAUGAUCUGGGACGCCGCCAACGAGAUUGGCAUCGAACCCGUCUCUGCGCGCAACAAGAUCAUGAGUGUGCUCGCCUGGCGUGUGUCUCACGAGAAAAUGACACCCGAAAUCAUGCAGGCGGUUUACGACGUCUUCGAACCACACCGCAACAGCGAAGACCUAGAAAAGAAGAAGCUUUGGGAUGUACUCGUCCAUCAGUACGUCUGGGAUACUUUCCACGAGCGCUUCACGGAGGAAGAACGACAGGCACUCGAGUCCGUGUACGUCAGCCUCCCACCACUUGGCGUGGCCAUUGCGAACAAACAGGACGAGCUACGAUCAAAGAAGGCACAGCAUGAAGAAUGGGCGGAGAAGAACGAGAUCCGCGGCAACAAUCGCAGGGAGAAGAAGACCACAGAGCGAAAAGCGCACAACGAGGAAGAGCGAAUCAAUCGACAAGUUGAGGAGGUCGUCAACGGUCUUCGCCCGAUGAAUGCCGAGCUGCAGCCGUACGUUCUCGCUCGUGAGCGUCGUGCCGGUAGUGAUGGCGACGCAUACAGUCAAUAG